Molecule: messenger RNA, 1350 nt
Organism: Limanda limanda (common dab)
Lineage: Eukaryota; Metazoa; Chordata; Actinopteri; Pleuronectiformes; Pleuronectidae
Gene: ankrd33aa
Product: ankyrin repeat domain 33Aa
Exons: 4
Coding region: 22-1350 (442 amino acids)
Molecular function (GO): protein binding
Source: RefSeq, a predicted model, not a curated record
CAAGGCAGAGUGCGGGGUCCAAUGGCCGCUGCAUGUGAUGACCCCCUCCUGGGCGAUGGCCCGUCCGAUGAGUGCGACGUCCUCCUGGAUGAUUCGGACUCAGACAGUUUGCUUUCCGAUGACUCGGUGCUUCCCGACUAUGAAAUGGAGGAAGAUCUCAGAGAGCCGGCCAAAACACUGUACGAGGCCUGUACCAGGAACAACCCCGACUCCCUGGGCAGCAUUCUGGAGAGAGGGGUCACUAAAGAAGAGGCCAAUGAGAUGGACAUCAACGGCAGGAAUGGACUGAUGUUCGCUGUGGCAAAGGGAUUCGUCGAUAUUGUCACCAUGCUGCAUGCAUGUCCGUUAAUAGACAUCAACCAGCAAGAUAAUGAUGGAAAUACUGCCCUCAUGAUUUCUGCCCAGGCAGGCUUCAUCACCAUUCUGAACUAUAUCCUUAACUUCUACUCUUGCGUGGACACUGAGGUCAGGGAUCCCCGUGGCUUCACUGCCCUCCUCAAGGCAGGCCUGCAGGGCAGAGACGAGUGUGUGUCUGCCCUGCUAAUGCAUGGUGCUGAUAUGAAUGCAAUUGACAUGGUCCAAGGGAGAGGCCUGAAGGAUUGGGUCAUCAGGACAGGAGGGUUUGAAACUUUGUGCAGAAUACGUCGUCUGCAGGCUCAUCCUGUCGCUGAGAAUUUCUGUGAAAGCUUCAUCCCCGAGUGGCCUGAGCUGAAGCCACUGGUGGACAAGGCCAUCGCCCCCAAAACAAGCAGUCAGAAACUGAGGCAGCGUCUAAAAGACAGCCUUACUUUCAGCUUCCCUCAGGACCCACAAGACAAUGGGGUCAUGGACUAUAUGGUGCGAAUGACCACAAGCAUCCACAGCCCCCUGAUAUCCACCGGCUGCCGUCCUCUCUGUCCCUCCAGCCCUCCAGAGAUUGGCAAGCGACGAUUUGCCAUGCCCGAACUGCUCGAAAAGUACAGCAUCAAGGAGCUGGAGGAGGGCACAGUAUCCCACAGCAACGGCUCCAUCACCUCAGCUACUCCUCCUCCUGUGUCAGCCAACUCCGUAUCUCUGACCUGCUGCCAGGACUCCAACCGCAGGGAGAGCCUGGCCUUCGUUCCCCGCAGCAUCUCACACAGGAACAGCGUCUUCCCCUCGGGCUGUAUUCCUAAGAUUGAAGUGACAAGAUCUAGCGAGCCCACACCAAAGAAAGAGAAAAAGAAUAAAAGAGAGAAGGGCUACCUGGAGCCUCCUGUCUGGAAAUACAAGGAAGCCAAGGUAGAGAAAAAGAGAGCGAAGAAGCAGGAAAAGCAAAACGAGCAAGAUAAAAAGACCAAGGGUUCCAAGCAUUCAUCAAGCCAAAAAUGA